Messenger RNA from Stegodyphus dumicola, 535 nucleotides. Its product is annotated as lipopolysaccharide-induced tumor necrosis factor-alpha factor homolog. Lineage: Eukaryota; Metazoa; Arthropoda; Arachnida; Araneae; Eresidae. Gene Ontology annotation, molecular function: zinc ion binding. The record is from RefSeq and is a predicted model, not a curated record.
UCUUAGGUGCAAGAGAAGAAUUUCCAUCUAAUAUAGGAAUUAGAACUACAUUUGUGUCACCGCCCGAAAAUAAUCCAUCCUCAACGUAGGGAUUUGUUAUAUUUUGCCUACAGACACAGUUUUCAUACUACUCUAUAGAGUGCCAUAAUGCAACCAGCUACUGUAGUUGUUGCUCCAUUACCACCAUUCGGUGACAGUCCUGUGCAAGUAACAUGUGGCAAUUGCCGUCAGACAGUUAUGACUACAACCAUUGCUGAAAACGGAGCCUGUGCUUGGCUUGCCGCUGCAAUCGUUUGCUUCAUUUUUUGUCCUUGUGCCUGGGUUCCAUUAGUCAUGGAUUCCUGCAAAGAUGUCCAUCACACAUGCCCUGCUUGCGGAGCGCGACUGGGUACUUAUAAAAGGUUGUAAAGUGCUCACCAAACGAACUGAGCUGGAUGUAACAAGAAUGAAAGUUCUAUGUAACUCGCUAUCAUACGGACAAAGUACUGAUUUUUUUGUAUUUGAUAUUUUCGAAUAAAAUUAUUCUUUAAUUUGA